Messenger RNA from Spodoptera frugiperda (fall armyworm), 8852 nucleotides. It is a transcript of the gene Rme-8, whose product is annotated as dnaJ homolog subfamily C member 13. The coding region runs from base 180 to 6803 and encodes 2207 amino acids. Gene Ontology annotation, biological process: receptor-mediated endocytosis; endosome organization; regulation of early endosome to late endosome transport. The record is from RefSeq and is a predicted model, not a curated record. NCBI's taxonomy places the organism in Eukaryota, Metazoa, Arthropoda, Insecta, Lepidoptera, Noctuidae. Gene Ontology annotation, cellular component: endosome membrane. The transcript is spliced from 39 exons.
UGUGUAUUUUUACAAAUGGCUACACCUGUCGUAAUUGUCAAUUUGUUGAACGAUUGGUCGGCCCUUUCUCGAGCUCUUGUUCAUAAAUUUUACGUUUAUUUGUAUAAUAUGUGGCUCUUAUCGGAUACCAGCUGAGAGUAUUGAAGCUUGUUUAUCCACAUACAAUUUGCGAUGUUAAGAUGAUUCCAUUAAAAGACAACCAGGAUGUGGCAUCAUUCCUUGUCACCAAGCACUCAUGGAGGGGGAAGUACAAGCGAGUCUUCUCCAUCGGCACUCACGGUAUCACCACAUACAACCCCGACUGUUUGGAGGUGACCAACAAAUGGCUGUAUGCGGAUGUAGUCACUAUUGCAUCUGCAAAACAUUCAAAUUCGACCGCCAACCAUGACUUCACACUUGUCAUGAAAAAAGAAAAGAAAGUGGAUUCAAUGAAGUUUUCUUCGGAACACAAAUGUUUGAUUCUCACUGAGGCUUUUAAAUAUAGACAUGCAUUCGCUGAAAAACCUAAGGAUAUUUAUAGAUACCAAGCAUACAAACACCAUUGGAGCGGGACUCGACUGCCAGUAGUGCUAGAAGUUGGUCCCUGUGCAUUGGAACAGCUGGACCCGUCCACACACACUUUACUCGCCAGCUACCCGUACUGCGAUGUGCAAGGAAUAUUGCCAGUUCGGGAUGUACCAGGCGGGUUUGUCCUCGCUGUGGGAGGCUACAGCAGACUCCACCUGUUCUCCAACGCCAUGGACCAUCAGAUCAUCAUAAACAAAAUGCUGGAGAUGGCCAGCCUGACCCUCAGCAUUAGCAUCAAAGUAUUGUCCACAAUGAUCACGUUAGACGAUUAUCAUGAUCAGAGAUUUGGAAAGUACAGUGGCGACCAACAUCAGACCUCUCUAAGCGAAUUUAUAGUCCACAAAGUGAACCCGGCUCGCCACAUGGAGCCGAUGCGACGGACGCUCUGUCUCUCUGAUACCUGCAUACUGGAGCGAGAUCCACAGACGUACUCUGUGGUAUGUCUACGUCCAUUGAGCGAUGUAUUCGCAUUAGUGCGGGACACGGAACAUCCUCAGAAGUUCUCCAUCGAAUACCUUAAUGGACAAACACGCACAUAUUUAGCGGGAGAAAGGGACGCGUUACUAGCAUCGUUGCUAGACGGCGUGAGGUCCGCUGGACAGCGCGACGUACACGUCCGCUCAGUGCCGACCCCUCGCGGCUACCGACUGGGACCUCUGCACCAACCUGUCGACGAGGAGACUGAGUCCAAUCACCUCAGAUUAUUCCAGAACCCAGUAGGCAUGUCGCGCGCCGAGGUGAUAGAGAGAUUCAACGCGAACGUCGGCUACAGCGGCCUCAUAUACUCCGUCAGCCAAGACCGUCUGUUUGCGGAGAACAAGGAGAAGUUGAUCACGGGCGCGUUGUCCGCGCUAGUCAGCAGUGCGCCGUCCGGCAGCAACUUAACGCCCCGGGAGCUUGAAGCACAGUUCCACGCGUUAAGACGACUAUGUGCUAGCAAAGUUGGUUUCGCUGCGUUUACUGCGUUACCUGGUUUCCGCGAAUGGAUCGGCACGGCGACAGUGGCGGCGCUGCGUCGUGGCUCGGCGGCGUGUGCGCACGCCGCGCUGGACGCCGUGUGCGCCCUCCUGCAGCCCAUGCACGCGGAACCAGACCUCCGCCAGGAACAGCUCAACAAAGCCAGCAUGUUGUCCUCUGCCACCUUCCUCGAAGGACUGCUCACUAUGUGGGCUGAUCAUGUCACUGGCGGCAGUGGUGCCCUAGUAGUGGCGGCCAUGUUGGAUUUCCUGACGUUUGCCCUGUGCGUGCCGUACAGCGAGACCACGGACGGCAAGCAGUUCGACCAGCUGCUGGAAAUGGUCUCCAAGAGGGGACGGGUGCUCUUCAAACUGUUUGAGCACCCGUCGAUGGCGAUAGUGAAGGGCGCGGGGCUGGUGAUGCGCGCGCUGGUGGAGGAGGGCAGCGCGGGCGUGGGCGGGCGCAUGCAGGCGCUGGCGCUGGCCGAGGCCGCGCUGCCGCGCCACCUGCUGGCCGCGCUGUACGCGCCGCCGCGCCUGCAGCACCGCCAUCUCGCGCGCCAUCUCGUCGCGCUCUGGCUCGUCGACCACGCGCCCGCGCACUGUCUGCUAAGACGGAUUAUGCCGUCAGGUCUGCUAGCAUUCCUGGAGUCGACGGACGUGCCGCCGGCGGUGGAGGCGGACGUGGAGCCCGAGCGCGACAACCUGUCGCUCGCGCAGGCGAGCGUCAAGCCGCGCGCGCAGCACUGGGAGGCGCUCGAGAGACAGGUCAAAUAUGUUGAGAAACAUCUGGAGCACUAUGCCCAACUAGCCCUCCAACAUUGGGCGGCCCGGCUGGGUCGUCCGGCGGCGGAGCGCAGGGACGCCACGCGGGAGCGGCCCGUGGUACUCCGGAGACGGAGGGAGAGAGUCAAGUCCACUGCCAACUGGCCACUCUUCUACUACCAGUUCCACAAGGACCACGCGCUACCGAACCUCAUAUGGAAUCAUACUACUCGAGAAGAACUUCGCAAUGCAUUAGAGAACGAGCUACGAGCGUUUACAUCGGACAGAGAAGUGGCGGGUACGACCCUGACGUCGUGGAACCACGCCGAGCUGGAGGUCCACUACCAGUGUCUGCAGAACGAGGUCAAGAUCGGAGACUACUACCUCAGGAUACUGCUCGAACAGAGGGAUAAUGAUGACAGCCCUAUUAGGAAGUCCUACGAAUUCUUCAACGACCUGUACCACCGGUUUCUGUCGACUCCUAAGAUCGAGAUGAAGUGUAUGUGUCUGCAAGCAAUGAGCAUUGUGUACGGACGGUACUACGAGGAUAUAGGACCCUUUGCAGACACCAAGUAUAUCGUGCAAAUGUUGGACAGGACAUGUGAUAGAAUGGAAAGAGAUAGAUUAGUUCAGUUCUUAUCGAAAUUAAUAUUACACAGAAGAAACGUUAGCGAUAUUUUAGAAUGGAACGGUAUUAGAAUCCUAGUAGAACUAAUGACACUAGCACACUUACAUACGUCGCGAGCGACAGUACCGGCACAGAGUAACGUUAUAGAGGGGCCGCAACAACAGACUGGCGGGGACAGGGAGUGGUACUACAAUGUCGACCAGGGGGACAAAGUACAGAGGAAGGGACCUGUUAGCUUCCAACAGUUAAAAGACCUAUACAAAUCUGGUGAGAUAAACAACAAGACGAAGGCGUGGGCCAACAGUAUGGAAGGUUGGCGCGCCGUGGGCGGAGUGGCGCAGCUCAAGUGGACGCUCGCUGCGAGGGGAACCGCCGUGUAUGACGAGAGUGCACUGGCUGCCACUGUACUGGACCUGCUCAUUACUUGUGCCAGAUAUUAUCCUAGCAGGGAUGAGGAAGACGCAGUAAUAAGACCGUUACCAAAAGUAAAGCGAAUGUUAUCAGAACCAGCUUGUCUGGCGCAUGUUGUGCAGCUGUUACUCACGUUUGAUCCAAUACUCGUCGAAAAGGUAGCUACACUCCUGUACGAAGUGAUGCAGGAUAAUCCGGAAAUUUCCAAGUUAUAUUUGACUGGAGUAUUUUACUUCAUGCUGUUAUACACAGGAUCAAACUUGUUACCUAUCGCCAGGUUCCUUAGAUUGACUCAUAUGAAGCAAGCAUUCAGAGCUGAUCAGUCGAGUUCAGAUAUAAUGCAGAGGUCGAUAUUAGGCCAACUACUGCCAGAAGCGAUGGUUUGUUACUUAGAAAACCACGGCGCUGAGAAAUUCGCGCAGAUCUUCCUUGGAGAGUGGGACACGCCUGAGGCUAUAUGGAACUCUGAAAUGAGACGGAUGCUAAUAAUGAAGGUAUCGGCGCACAUCGGCGAGUUCACGCCGCGGCUGCGCGCGCACGUGGCGGCGCGGUACCCGUACCUCGCCAUCCCCGCCGUCUGCUACCCGCAGCUGCAGCACGAGCUCUUCUGCAACAUGUUCUAUCUCAGACAUCUCUGUGAUACUCAGAAGUUCCCCGAUUGGCCUAUACCUGACCCUGUUGGUCUUCUCAAAGACGUAUUGGAAGCGUGGCGACGCGAAGUAGAGAAGAAGCCGCCUUCAAUGACGGCGGGCGAGGCGUACGCCGCCCUCGGCCUGACUACCGGCCAACACGACGAGGCCGCGGUGCGCAAAGCUUACUACAGACUUGCGCAACAAUACCAUCCUGAUAAGAAUCCUGAAGGACGGGAUCGCUUCGAGGCCGUGAACCAGGCGUAUGAGUUCCUAUGCAGCCGUAACGUGUGGACCGGCGACGGACCCAACACCAACAACAUUGUGCUCAUACUCAGGACGCAGACUAUACUCUUCCAGAGAUACUCUGAAGUGCUGGCCCCGUACAAGUACGCGGGCUACCCGCAGCUGCUGCGCACGGCGCGGCUGGAGGCGGAGGCCGAGCAACUGUUCGCGGAGCGGGACUCCGCCCCGCUGCUGCCCGCCGCCUGCGAGCUGGCGCACGCCACCGUGCGCUGCUCCGCGCUCAACGCUGAGGAACUGCGCCGGGAGGGCGGCCUGCAGGUCCUGCACGAGGCCAUGUCUCGCUGCGUCCCCGUACUGUCGAGCGCCCGCGGUCCGGGCGACAUAUCGGCGCAGGUAUGUGCGCACGCGGCGCGCUGCUUCGCCGUGGCGGCGACGUUCCCCGCCUGCCGCGCCCUCUGUGCAGAGAUGCCGCAACUAUGUAACGACCUUGUACCACUGCUCAAGAGACCUAACCUGGGCGAGACAGCGUGCGCAGGCGCGGCGGCAGUAGGCGCGCUGGCGGCGGAGGCCGGGUGCCGGGCCCAGCUGGCCCGCGCCGGCGCCCUGCAGGCACUGCUGCCCGCCGCGCUGCGGUACGACUACACGCUCACCGAGUCCGGGGUCGACACCGACGCGCAGAUUAAUAAACAGGAGGUAGCGAACCAACUAGCGAAGCAGUGCGUGGUGGCGCUAGCAGCGAUGUACGGCCCCCACGCUACCCCGUCUCCGCUGGACGAGAACAUACAGAACUCCUUACAUUUGUUACUCACGCCGUAUCUAUGUGGACGACUCGCGGAACCUGAUCAACAUGAGCUUCUAAAAACCCUAACAUCGAACUGGCGCACGCCAUACCUAGUGUGGGACAACAGCACUCGCGCAGAACUGAAGGACGUGUUGCGCAACUCGCGCCCUCUGAUGGAGGACGAGGGACCUAUCAUAGAACCCUUCACGUACACCGCCCAUGAGGGACUCGUGUCUGUUGGCGGCGUGUACAUAGACAUCUAUAAUGAACAGCCUGACUUCCCUAUUGAGAAUCCACAGCAGUUCAUCCUGGAACUGCUGAAGUUCAUCCAGGAGGAGACACAAAACGACAUGACUGCGGAGAGAGUGCAACAGGUCACGUAUGCGUUGACUGCACUCGCCAACGUUAUUAUUAAGAACCCGGGUACGGAGAUCCAAUGCAUCGGUCAGUUCGGUUUGAUCUUCGGUCUUCUAUCAGCGCGGGCUCACCCGCAGCUCCAAGAGGGGGCGCUGCGAGUAGUGGGCAGUGCCGGGGCGCGGCGCGAGUGUGUGGAGGACGUGGCGGCCAGUGCAGUACUGGGCCACCUACUGGCACUGCUGGCCGAGCGCCCGCCGCGCCCAGCUACAUUGACUGCGCUCGCUGCUCUACUCGCCAAUACUGCUAUUGUUAGAGAGGCACUCAAUAAAGGUGCUGUGAUAUACUUGUUAGAUCUGUUCUGCAAUAGUAAGCUGCCAGAGACGAGAGAGGCGGCGGUUGAACUGCUAGCCAGGAUGAUGGCAGACAAAUUACAUGGACCUAAGGUUCGUCUAACAAUAUCUCGAUACAUUCCGGGCGUGUUUGCGGAGGCGAUGCGCGAGUCUAGCGCGUCCAACGCGGUGCACAUGUUCGAUGCCCAGCACGAACACCCAGAGCUCGUGUGGACUGACGACACGAGACGGAGACUCGCUGCACACAUCACGCAACUGAGAGACAGACACCAAUCCGAGCAGCUCCGUUCUCCAAACGCGGCGUUCGAGGACCGGGAGACGUUGGAGCGCGCGGCGUCGGGCGAGCAGACGUGGGCGCCGCCCGGCGAGGUCGUGGUCGACGGGGUUUACCUCAAGCUCUACCUACAGAACCCGCACUGGAACUUGCGCAGCCCUAAACGGUUCCUCCAGGAGUUGUUGACUGAGACCAUCACUGCCGUGCAUAAGGAUUCGUCAGAGGGCAGUCGCGGCGAGACCUGCGCCCUGGCGCUGAGCGCGGCCCUCCGCGCCCGUCCCGCGCUGGGCGAGGUGUGUGCGCAGCUGGGCGAGGUGCCGCGCCUGGCGCGCCUGCUGCCCGCCGCGCCCAGGCUUGCACUGCCCGUACUCGCCGCACUCGCGCCCACACAGGCAUGUGUGGUGGCACUAUCCCAGACGGACGUAAUGGCGGGCAUCAAGACGGCGGUACAGUCGUGCAAGGAGGCCGUGGGCUGCGCGUGCGAGGCGCUCGCACUUAUAUUCUCCAGCAACGCCAAUACCGACCGACUGGUGUUACAGGCACUAGAAACAGAUUUAAUAGGCGAGCUGCUGUCUCUCCUGGAGACUCGCCUUGAUGGAGCGACGGCGGCGCAGUUAGUACGGGCUCUGAAGGCCAUGGCGCGGUCCGCGCUGCACGGCGAGCGCGUCAAGGCCGUGCUCGCCAGGUCCACUGUCUGGGAACACUACAGCGCGCAGAGACACGACCUCUUCAUCACCGCCGCGCCGCAGAAUAAUUUACUCACAGGCGCCCCGCACACGGCGGGCUACCUGACGGCGCCGCCGUCCAGUAUCCCGGCGCAGCCGCCGCCCAUCGACUGACCAGGCAGCGCGACCCGUACCCAGCGCGACGGUACUCUCCGCCUCACUACAGACACACGCGUGUUUCUGAAACAACACUACUGCUGACCCAGACAAACGCUCAAGUAAGUCUUCUGUAGAAUCUCUAAUUACCCAAAUAAUUCAUUCGAAAAGAGGAAAUUUGUUGAGGACAAAUCCUCCGAUCAAAUUAUUGAUGAUUUUAUUUUUUAUUAAUUAUUUAUCUAUCUGCUAUUGGAAACAAAUCAUAUUUUAUGAUCAAUAAAAAGUUCAGCCUUUCAGAAACUGUGUUAGCGAAUUUGUCUUGCCGUACUCCGCGGCCUAUCGCUAUAAUUGCAGUGUCAGAUAUCGUCACAUUUCGAUGUAUUAUAGCAAUACUUGUAAUGCGCUUAAAGUUUAAAUUCGCGUGAACAAGGCAAAUUCAAUUGUACUUAUGUAAAAAUAGUUAAGCUGCUGCUCUUUUUAUUUUCUAAGUGGUUUGUCGAUGUCUCAUUGUAAAUUAAAAAGUAUAUUAUAUGAACACAACAUCCGACCAGUGUGUGGUACACUCGAAGUAUUAACAGCCAAAGUUAUGUGUAUGUAAUUCUGUUCGUCUAAAAUAGAAUGUGUAUAGAAGUUUGAUCUCUAACGAAAGGCAAAUAUUGUUUACAUCAUUCCUAAUUACGUUAGCGACAUAGGUUUUUAUAAGAUUCGCACUUUUUAUAUGAAUGUAGAUUAGUGAAUAAUAACGAAAGAUGCGCACUUUAAAUAGUGCUAAACAAAUAAUUAUUAUUUGCUAAUUAAUAUAAAUGAUACUCUAUAUUGCCGGCGAUUUAUGUACCAAUGAUAAUUGUGAUUUUAUGGCAAUAUUAACUUAGCAAUUGCAAUAAUUCGAUGACAUAUAGUCAUAUUACCCAGUGAUGAUUAUAAGUAUGUUAUUUUCCUGAAAUCCGCAUCGAAACAGAUCGUCAAGUAAAAUUACUGUUAAAGUUUUAAUGUAUAAUAUUCAUGUCAAUAAUGUAAUAGAAUUCGCACUUUUUUACGAAAAUAGUAUUUAAAUAUAUGUAUGUAUGUUUGUAUGUAUGUACCUAAUAGUCUGUGCGUACAUGACAUAGUUCACUAGUACAGUUUUUAUAUGUGUAUUCGCGACAUAUAAAGGCUUUCUUGCCAUGUUUAGUUAUAUUGAGACUGAAAAUCAAUUAAAUAAAUCAUUUUAAUUUCGGCACUAAAAUAUGUUUUUAGAUAUACAAAGUCUUUGAGGCUUUUGGUAAAACAUUACAUUUUUUUUUCGAAUUAUCAUUACAAAAAAUGCAAUUUAUUUUAUGUAUUUUAGAUUUAUUUUUACAUUUCUUUUGAAGACCCGUUGUAAGGGAUAUACAGCUGUUUUCUUAUUUGAUAAAUUCAUUAUUAGAUAAUUUGUAGCUUUCUAACAAACUGAUAAUUAAAUAAAGCGUAUUGUACGUAGCUUUAUCAAAAUAUAAUUAUGUAUUUACAUCAAAAUUAUGUGUGAUAUUGUAAAGGAAAUUAAAAUGUUUGGUUUAGUCAUAUCAUAGAGUUUUAAGGCGUUUAUACUUUAUGGAAAUUAUGAUGCUCUUAUGUUCGCUCAUUGAGUACGUCCUAAUAAUAUAAUAUGUAUUAUAGCUAUAUAGUGUGAGUGAGUACCAACUACUGCGAUAUGUUGAUAGCUAACAUACGCUGGUAUAUCAUUUUUAAUAUUAUGGUUCGUUUGUUUGCCUCUGUACAAAGCUUUGUCGUUUUAUUUUCUAAUGUGCCAGUAGUGGGAAUAGUCGAUAAAUUGUGAUAGUUGGUACAUCACUAGUAUCGAUAAUAAAGGAAUGUGAUUGGUCGUGAUGUGGGUGUGUCUUGUAUUAUUACUUUUAUAAUAAUGUGUAUUGUAAUAUACGGAGUCGUGUUGGCAAGCUUUAAGUGUGUGGUACAGGGCACACGCACCACGAAGGAUGUAUCGGAGGCACCAUGAUGGAAAAGCGAGGUGUGAUCAUAUGGAUAUUUUUAUAUCUAGAGAUAAGUUAUAUUGCUGUAAAAUAUACGAAGUUAAUAUAUCAAUCUAUCAAA